AUGGUCCAAGGCGAGUUUCUCUGGCAUUGGGUGAGAGUACUUGGGCGACUGAAACACAAGGUGAUCAGCUGGCCUGAAGAAGAGUACAAUCAUUCCGGAAGAACAAUCCUCUUGACUGUCGACGGCAUUGAUUUUAGGACCUACGAGAGAUCGACCGACGACUACAACGUCGAUAGAAAACAAUACAGUCACAAGUUUCAUCAUGGGGCGUUGAAAUAUGAAAUUGGAGUGGACGCAUUUUUGCCAAAGAUCGUUUGGAUUCACGGACCGUGGAGGGCUGGUAUGCAUGACCGAGCGAUCUUUGCAGAAGGAGGGGGGUUGAGAGAAAAGAUUCCUGAAGGCAAAGUAGUCAUUUGCGAUCGAGUCUACAAGGAUUCGAAGUAUAAGGACAACGACGAACUGAUGCUGCCAUGUGUUGGCGACAGUUCUGGACUAUUCACAUUUAAGUCUCGUCUCCGGUCAAGGCAUGAGAGUUUGAAUGGUCGACUGAAGGACUAUCGAAUCCUCUUCGAUACAUACCAUCACAACCCCGAUAAUCACGUCUAUGCUUUUGAAGCGGUGGCUGUUCUUGUCCAGUAUGCGAUGGACCAUGGGCAUCCUAUCUUUGAAGCAAAUACUGUACCACCAGAGUGA
Molecule: messenger RNA, 633 nt
Organism: Cylindrotheca closterium
Lineage: Eukaryota; Bacillariophyta; Bacillariophyceae; Bacillariales; Bacillariaceae
Source: the annotation of a GenBank genome assembly